Drosophila albomicans is the source of this 527-nucleotide messenger RNA. RefSeq names its product pupal cuticle protein Edg-78E-like. NCBI's taxonomy places the organism in Eukaryota, Metazoa, Arthropoda, Insecta, Diptera, Drosophilidae. The transcript has 2 exons. Gene Ontology annotation, cellular component: chitin-based extracellular matrix. Gene Ontology annotation, molecular function: structural constituent of chitin-based larval cuticle. The coding region runs from base 39 to 455 and encodes 138 amino acids. The record is from RefSeq and is a predicted model, not a curated record.
UAUCAGUUGAAGUCACAACAGACACAAACAGCCCAAAGAUGUUCCGUUUCAUCCUCGUUUCCGCCUUGAUUGCCUGCGUCGCAGCUACUGCCGAAGAUGCUUAUGCCACUGGCUCGCAGUUCCUUGACAUCCAGCCCGAUGGCCAAUAUCAGUACAGAUACGAUACCUCCAACGGCAUCACUGGCCAGGAGUCAGGAUAUGCAGGCUACUCUGUGAGCGGCUCAAACGCUUACUACUCCCCAGAAGGUCAGUUGAUCCAGACCACCUACGUUGCCGAUGAGAAUGGCUACCAGCCACAGGGUGCCCAUCUGCCCACUCCACCACCAAUCCCAGACUACAUCCUCCGCUCUCUGGAAUACAUUCGCACUCACCCACAGUACGAUGAACCCCAACAGCAACAACAGCAGUUCAGCAGACCUGCUGCGGGCCGCGGUCAGAAGCGCAUUUUCGGUUAAACGUUGACACUCACUCUUAGUUACAAUUAUUGAGAAUCUAAAAGCUUUGUUAGUAUGUUUUUAAAUAAACGA